UCGGUGUGGGAGGAGCUGGUCGGGAGGCUCCGCUCCACUACUCUCCCAUGGUGAUGGUACGAGCGAGGGUGGCACUUCACAUCCCGCGUACCGGGACACAAUGUGAGCGGAACGGCGGGUCGACCGAAUCGCCUGCAGCCUCAUUUGGGGAACGUACAACUUUUUUUUUUUUUUUUUACAUUUAGCACGCCAUGGAAUGGUUAAGAUUCGUGGUGAAUUAUCGAGCGUUGUUUUGGGGAAGCGCUGGCGCUUUGUGGUCCCGCCGGCAGCGGCUAGUCGGGAUGCUGGAGCUCGCCUGAGAGAACCCCGGCCAUGUAUGGCGUCUUUUUAUUGGGAUUUGACUUCGAAGUUCUUCGACGACCAGCUCAAUAUUCAACCAUUGAAACUUCUCAAAUGGUGUACUUCGCCUUGUCCUCGACUCGUUUCCAACCUGGAUAAGAAAGGGAGGAGCAGCGACGACGUGACAACACCCCAACACGACGACCAGCGUACUUUCCCUCGUGACACAUCUGACUUGGGAUUCACUCGACAAAGGGCAUUUCAAAGAGCAAUUGAUGCAUCUUGGAGUGUCCGAGUCAAUGAGAGAGUGCGAGUACAGCCAAAUAAGCACUCGCAGUUCCACGCCAAUGGAGACCCCUUUCAAGAAAAAGACGCCAAAAAAGAGGAAGUGGGAAUCGUUUCCUGGUCGGAAUAAAUUUUACUGUGAUGGUAGGAUAAUGAUGGCCAAGCAGACAGGGGUUUUCUACCUCACCCUUGUCCUUAUUCUUGUGACCUGUGGACUUUUCUUCACCUUCGAUUGCCCGUGCCUGGCUCGGAAGUUGACGCCUGUUAUCCCAGUGAUAGGAGGAGUGCUUUUUCUCUUUGUGCUGGGAACACUGCUGAGAACCAGCUUCAGUGACCCAGGAGUGCUGCCCAGGGCCACUCCUGACGAAGCAGCCGACCUGGAGAGGCAAAUAGAUGUGGCGAAUGGCAGUACAGGCUACAGACCACCACCCAGGACCAAGGAGAUAGUGAUCAAUGGCCAAACUGUCAAGCUGAAGUACUGUUUCACUUGCAAAAUCUUCAGACCCCCACGUGCCUCUCACUGCAGCCUCUGUGAUAAUUGUGUAGAGCGUUUUGACCACCAUUGUCCCUGGGUGGGGAACUGCGUGGGAAGGAGGAACUACCGCUUCUUCUACAUGUUCAUCCUUUCGCUGUCCUUCCUUACCAUAUUCAUCUUUGCCUUUGUCAUCACACACAUCAUUUUAAGCUCCCAUGAAAGUGGAUUCCUCGGUGCUCUUAAACAUAGCCCAGCCAGCGUGUUGGAGGUGGUGGUGUGUUUCUUCUCUGUGUGGUCUAUUGUUGGCCUUUCAGGCUUCCAUACGUACCUUAUCAGCUCCAACCAGACCACCAACGAAGACAUAAAAGGUUCGUGGUCUUCUAAAAGAGGGAAGGACAACUAUAAUCCUUACAGCCAUGGCAAUAUAGUCACCAAUUGCUGUGCAGCACUGUGUGGACCUCUGCCACCGAGUCUCAUUGACAGACGUGGCUUCAUCCAGCUAGACACGCCACAGCUGACACCGCCAACCAACAGCAUUACUGUGUAUGGUUCCACACAGUCUCAACAGAGCCACAUGUGUGAUCAAGACCAGUGCAUUCAGAGCACUAAAUUCGUUUUGCAGGCCGCUGCCACGCCACUCCUCCAGCAGCAGAGCAGCGAGCCAGUCAUCAUGACGGCCUCGUCGGAAAACGGAGGAUCCCUCCCUGGCCGCACCUCACUCGGGCUGGGCGGUCCUUGCGCUUCACUCCCCCUCGGGCAGCCCACGCCUCCGACCUCCACGUCCAGCCUUAGCUGCCAGGAAUCCACCAACAUGCUGCCCAUUCAUGCGCACGGCCACUCGCACAACCACAGUCGCCCCCUCCAGGACCAGGUUGCACACCACCACUUUCUCACCCCAGAGGACCUGCCCUCACCCCCAGGUAUGCUUCCUUGCAACAGCCCUCUGGGUCACAGCCACACCGUGCAGGCCGGCUUCUACAAUCCAGCCAGCCAGGACUCGCUGCAUGAGGACUCUGUCAGAGGACUGGUCAAGCUAAGCUCUGUCUGAUACAAAGACACUCAAAUUGAACACGUGCACCCAGCCCCGAAAAUGUGCCACUUUCUGACAAGCGAGCACUCACCUUGGGUUUUAGGUUUCCAUCAUUGCCAUGGUAGGAACUCGGCUGCUGAUAAGGAACCUGAACACAACCCAACCAAGUCAGAGCAAGUGUCCUCAGCCAACAUCUUGCCAAACCUGUCUGCAGUGCUGACACACUUCUCUCGCUCCUUUUGAACUAGAUGGGGAAAUCUGUCCACCUCUAAAUGUGCACAAGGGUUUCUUUUCCAAAGUGGUGUGUGUCUGUUAGUCUCAGACAUUUCAAGCAAAGAAUACAGUGCCAUGAAAUAGUAUUGGUGUCCUCCUCAAAUUCUUAGAUUUUUGCAUAGUUUCCCCACUUUAACGUUGAAGAUCAUCAAACAAAUGUAAAUAUCAGACAAAUAUAACCUAAGUGAACUUAAAUUGCUGUUUUUAAAUUUCAUUUAUUAAGGCAAAAAAAUAUUCAAAGUUAUCUGGCCCUGUGAGAAACAGUAAUGGCCCCCCUAAACCUAAUAACUGGUUGGGCCACCCUCAGCAGAAACAACGGAAAGUAAGUGUUUUCUAUAACUGCCAAUGAGUCUUUCACAUUUCUGUCGUGAUAUUUUGGUCCACUCUUCCUUGUGGAAUUGUUUGAAUUCAGCCAAAUUGAGGGUUUUCAACUGUUUUGGAAUUUCUUUGGAUCGUGUCAUUUUGUUGCAGCUAUUUUAGAUCUGUCGUCCGACUUGAUUUUGUCGGGACCUAUUCUGUUUAAGUGAUAUCUAAAUUGAACAGCUCUGAGGGUAAUCAGGCUUGGGUGUGAUCAGUGAAAAUUAACCAAAAAUUGUGAUUAGCCACAAUUAAUUAAUGAUUUAACAAGGGGGUUAAUUACUUUGGUCACUGUUGGUGUAGUGGUUAAAUUCGCAUGACUUUGGUGCAGAGAGAGUGGGUUCAGUUCCCACUCAGUGACGGUGUGAAAGUGAGUGUGAAUGGUUGUCCGUGUCUACAUGUGCCCUGCGACUGACUGGCAACCAGUUCAGGGUGUAGUCUGCCUUUCGCCCAAAGUCAGCUGGGAUAGGCUCCAGCACCCCGUGACCCUGAACAGGAUAAGUGGUAUUGAGGCUAGAUGGAUUGAUGGGUAAUUACUUUUUCACACAGGGCCACGUAACUUAAUAAAUAAAAUCACAAUUUAAAAACAGCAUGUUAAGUUCACUAAGGUUAUAUUUAUGAUGGGUACAUUUGUUUGAUCAUCUUAAACAUUAAAGUGGGGAAACUAUGCAAAAAUAACAGAAUUGUAGAAGUGGGUCAGUACUUUUUCACUGCACUGUAUAUCAAUUCUUUUGACGGUUCUUGACAUUUUUGGUCAAAAAUCUAAAUUUUUGUCAGUCUCAUUGUUUUUAUUGUUUUCCCCAUCAGACAGACUAAUGCCUAUUUGCCUGUGGCUGAUUGGACAGUAUUGUUUCUGCCUUUUUUCCAUGUACACUCUCAGCAGUUGCAAUGGUUGAUGUCACCCUAUCGCAUAUCAUCCUACUUUUUCAUGUUGGGGGGGAAAUGACAGUUGUAUUGUACCAAGGUUAUUGAAAUUAUAUUUCCUGUGGAUAUAAAUAAAUCACCUACUUUUUAUGAGA
Messenger RNA from Phyllopteryx taeniolatus (common seadragon), 3718 nucleotides. RefSeq names its product zinc finger DHHC-type palmitoyltransferase 14 (gene zdhhc14). The record is from RefSeq and is a predicted model, not a curated record. The coding region runs from base 555 to 2087 and encodes 510 amino acids. Gene Ontology annotation, molecular function: protein-cysteine S-palmitoyltransferase activity. Gene Ontology annotation, biological process: protein targeting to membrane; peptidyl-L-cysteine S-palmitoylation. NCBI's taxonomy places the organism in Eukaryota, Metazoa, Chordata, Actinopteri, Syngnathiformes, Syngnathidae. Gene Ontology annotation, cellular component: endoplasmic reticulum; Golgi apparatus. The transcript is spliced from 10 exons.